AAAAAAAAGUCUUUAAGCGUUGAGUUUUUUUUUCACUCUCUCUCUUUGUUUCUUUCUUUGCCCCUACCUAUAUCCGCCGUCUCGAAACCACAGAAAAUCCGUUUUUUAGUUUUUUUUUUCCAGCUAGCUAAGUGAUGUCGUCACAUAUCUAAUGUGGUCGGUCACUACUUCAAUGAAGACAGAGGAGGAGGAGCUUUUCUAGUUCUUUCUUCCUUGUAAAGUUUUUUUCCCUUUUUGAAAUUGAAACAAAGUUUACUUGGCAGAGAGCUUGAUCAGGAAAGCUUAAACAAUGCCGUUGACGAGGUACCAGUCUCGUAACGAGUACGGAUUAGCAGAUCCGGAUCUGUACCAAGCUGCUGAUAAAGAUGACCCCGAAGCUCUGCUUGAAGGUGUCGCCAUGGCUGGUCUCGUUGGUAUAUUGCGUCAACUCGGUGAUCUCGCCGAGUUUGCUGCUGAGAUGUUUCAUGACUUGCACGAAGAAGUAAUGGCAACUGCUUCUAGAAGCCAUGGUCUAAUGGCUCGUGUACAGCAACUGGAAGCAGAGUUCCCUUCUAUAGAGAAGGCAUUACUAUGUCAGACCGAUCAUUCACCUUUUUUCUCUUAUAAAGGUGUGGAAUGGCAUCCGAAUCUACAAUUGGAACAGAGUGUGGUUACACGUGGUGACUUACCCCGUUGUGUUAUGGAUUCUUAUGAGGAAUGCAGAGGUCCCCCAAGGCUAUUUCUUUUGGACAAAUUUGAUAUCUCGGGAGCUGGAGCAUGCUUGAAACGCUACACCGAUCCAUCAUUUGUUAGGCUCGAAACGUCUUCAUAUGAAGAAUCAUGGGAUGAUAUUCAGAAAGAGAAGAAAUCACAGAAAGCAAAGAGAAGAGCUACUCAAUGGAGGAAUGGAGGAACACCUGAAAAUGCACUAUCAUCACAUGCCAAAUUGCAUGAAUUGUUUUUGGAGGAGCAUUUAGAGACUCAUCAUUUAGACCCAGCGCGCGUUGUGAAGUUGAAAACUAGAAAGCUAGAUGGGUGUACCCUUAUUUCAAAAUCAGGGGAAAGCUACAUGGAGAAAUUUGUGCAGACACGUGUAGAUAGUAAAAUAAGUUAUGAAAUAAUCACCCAAAACCCCGGAUUGUUGACAUGGAAUAUGGAUAGUACUAGAGACAUAGUAACCGAUAUACCUGAAAUCAGUAUGGUGGAUGCUAUGGAGAAGUCUCACGGAGGAAGCAGCGCAGAGGUUUCAUUACCAAGUGAGCAGGAAAAUGUGACAAAUGGUAACUUAAAUAGGGGUUUGAUUGAAAAAGAUAUAGAGACAGUGCCUGAAUCUACUUCUUACAAUGAAGUCCAUGGUACAACUUUUACAAAGGAUUCACAAACUAAUUUGAACGAGAAGCCAGGAUUAUUUCAACAGAGGAGUUAUUCUGAAGAUUUGACCAGUGAUGCUGACAAUUAUGUUGACGCACCAGCGACCAUGGAGUCGGAAACAGAAACAGACGAUGAGUAUAGAACUAAGAACAGAUCAGAUGCUUUGAAGGAUGAGAACCAUCAUACAUAUUCUGAUGCGGAUGAAGAGAGGAUGGAGGACCCACCUCAAUUUUCAUUUUUUCAUUCAAAUGGAAACACACCUGUGUCAGAAAAUGGGAGAAGCUCAUUCGGGAAACGGAGCACUAGUUAUUCUUACUCGGACACUGCAAGCGUAUCCAUCGAUGAUCAGUCUGAUGGAGAGAAACUUUCUGGAUGUUUACCUUCUACUUCUAGUUUUAAGAGUGAGCUGCAUGUAACUCCUGAAGCCAGCAAAGUGUCUAAUGAUUAUAAUGUUCAUGAAUCAGUUAGUAGUAGCAAUGUAGAUGGCCAGACAUCAUUAAGAUCGAAUGAUACAUGUUCAAGUCCAAGGCCAGUCUCUCAGAAUGAUGAAUCAUGUCCACGGACUGUUCAAUCGUUAGCACCAGUAGACAUUGGAAAUUCUCCAGAACUUGAUAGGCUUGAUCUAAUUAACGGAGGCAAUGAUGUAAGCAAGGUGGAUCCAAUCGAUUGUUCUAGAUCCCGUGCAUCUUUUGAUGCUAAAAACUCUAACUUCCCUUCUGAAUCUUCGUCAAUUAGUUCAACUUCUGAGGGAAGCAGAUGCUAUACUACCAUUGAGAAGAACGAUAUGGUUGAUUGUUCUUCAGAUUUAGUAAAGUCAGCCACUAGUCCUCAAGUUUUUGUUGAUAUCCAAACAGGUGAACAGUUACGUAGCGGUGAUAAUGAUAUUGAGACAAACUCUACCGUUGCUUGGUCUAAAGUUGUAGCAAACUCAGGUAGCGAUCCUGAAGGCCAUGAUGGUAGUAGCCUAGCAGGGAAGCUGUUACCUUGCUCAGCUGGGAAGGGGAUGGAAGUUUCACCUGAUAUUCCCGAUAAAGUCUGUGGUCCAAGUACAGUAGAUGAAAUUCAUUUAAAAAAUGCUCUGGGUGAUGAAACUGAUUGUGUAACAGUGACUAAUGUAGUGGCCGACGUUGAUUCUGAAAAUUUAGUAACCGACGUAAAUUCUCAAAAUUCAGUUGAUUCUCAGACUCCAGUUGCUGAUGUUGGUUCUCAAAAUUCAGUUGCUGAGAUCUCCAAUGAACAUUCAGGUGCAUUUGGCAACACGGCUGGUGUAUCUGUUUCAGAGUCCCAUGAAGACACACUAGAGAAUGGAAUGUCCAUGCCUGCUGAAGUCAAUAGUAAGCUGACUUUUGAUUUUAACUCGGGAGGAGAGAAAUUGGGGGGAGAUGCUUCAUCUGCUUGUAGCAAAAGCGAUGAACAUAUCUCUGAUGAAGGUUUUCAUGACCUUUCAGGGCUGGACAAUGCAACUACAGACAUUGUCCCGAACAUAGAGCUUGAUGUAUCUGAUAAUGACAGUGACACUUCCAGUGGUGGUGUUAACCAUGCCGUUAGCCUGUCAUCUACUAGUUUGAAUGGUUCUCUACCUUGGAUUCCGAUUAAUACUUAUCGAUCGUCUCCUAAAGCUGGAGAGAUUUGCCAAGACACAGUAGUAGAGUCUGAUGGGACACUACCAGCAGAGGAUAAUCUAGAGUCAGAGAUAAAAAUGCAGAAAAGCCCACAGGAAGUGUCCUCAGAAGGUCUGAAUACUUCCCUAGACAACAAUGACCUGGCAAGUUGUGAAUCUAUAAGUCCCAAGCCAUCUCAGGAUCAAAGGCACAGAGACACAGAAACCAGUUAUCCUGGUGAGAGCAUUCUUGUUGAUAAUUGUAUAGAUUCCUCGCCAGUGAAUAAUCUGAACCUCAUAGAGAGUGAGGCUCUCGAGCAGACAGUUAGAGAGCAAACACCUUGUGCAAGCCAUACAGUUCCAGAUGAGGAAUUUCUGCAGUCAAAUGUUUUCGGAGGUUUAGAGUUUGUACCACAAUCAGCUGGCUUAGAUUUUGCACCCCAAUCUGCAGGUAUAGAAUUGAACAGACCUAACCAAGAACUGAAUCUGGAUCCUACUUUUCCUAGCUUUGGCUUGAUCCCUGAGACUACUCCACCCAAUCAGGAGGACAUGCCACCGCUGCCACCCCUUCCUCCUAUGCAAUGGCGUAUUGGGAAGGUUCCACAUUCUUUUCCUACCUUCAUGGGGGAAUCAGUCGAAACCAGUAGUUCUGUUCUAUCAGCGGCACCACCCAGUGAUUUUAGCUUGGACGUUCAAAUUGGGUCUAAAUCACCAGAGAUGUCUGUAUCCUUAGGAAGUGACGAAUCAGAACAACUUCCUGGAGGGUUUGUGAACAAUGCAUCAGAAACGCCGUUGCAAUCAUCCAUUCAGUUCCCAACCAUUGACGCUGAUUCGAAUAGUCAGUAUGACAGUCCUGAGCUCCCUACAAUGCCUAAUCAGGGAUGUAUAGAGGAUUUUGGUUCUGAAGUGAACAAUCUUUUGGCUGAUAAUGCAGUUCAGAACCACGAGCUCGUUUAUUCACAAGAGCCGUCAUUGCAGCAGCCUCAGGAUCUAUCGGCAAAAUACGAAGAUCUCAAGGACGAUACAGAUUUCGUUUAUUCACAAGAGCCGUCAUUGCAGCAGCCUCAGGAUCUAUCGGCAAAAUACGAAGAUCUCAAGGACGAUACAGAUUUCGUUUAUUCACAAGAGCCGUCAUUGCAGCAGCCUCAGGAUCUAUCGGCAAAAUACGAAGAUCUCAAGGACGAUACAGAUUUCGUUUAUUCACAAGAGCCGUCACUGCAGCUGCCUCAAGAUCUAUCGGCAGAUUUGAAGGACGAUACAGAUGUGCUUGUGUCACUAAGCUCAACCGAUGAUCACCAUUGUCCUGAAACCAAAUCCCUGACACCAACUCAAUCAACAAAGGUAGAAGAUGAGAGUCAUUGUGUUCCUGAUGCUUCAAAUGCAGAUACAGCAGAACCAUCAAACACGUCAGUUCAGAAGAUAAUUCCUGGUGCAGCGGGAGAUGCUAUGUGGCCUGUCAACGCGUUCUCUGUUGCACCUACCUUGGACACAGAUAAGCCAGAAGUGGUCCCUACGGUUCGGCUUCCUCGGCCAAGAAGUCCGCUUGUUGAUGCCGUUGCAGCUCAUGACAGACGCACGAUGAAGAAAGUCUCUGAGAUGGUCCACCCACCAAUUAAAUCAAAGCAAGAUGACAAAGAUUCGUUGCUCGCGCAAAUUCGAAAUAAGUCCGUCAAUCUGAAGCCUGCAGCAGCUACACGACCCAGCAUCCAAACUGGUCCUAAAACGAAUAUAAGGGUAGCUGCAAUCUUAGAGAAAGCAAACACAAUACGCCAGGCAAUGGCUGGAAGCGACGAGGACGAAGAUUCAGAUAGUUGGAGUGACUCUUAACUUAAAUCCAUGAUCGUUUGGCUUUUCCGUUGUGUCCGUUCUUGUUCCACGAUGAGUGCGCAAGCGCUUAGAGUCUCAGGUAGGUUAUACAAUUUCUAUUUCAGACAUAUUAACAUAAAAAAAAUACAGUACUAUCAUCUCUUAUAUAUCAUGUAUGUAUGUAUAUUGUAUACUGUUUUAUAGGUUUGUGCGUGUAUGUUGUAAGUAAAUUCCGGAAUUUACAGUAGUGUUACAAAAACUUUGUGGGGUUUUAUUUUCUUAUAUAUUCUUUUUCCUCAAUAGAACAUUCUUUUUAGUGCCC
Molecule: messenger RNA, 5078 nt
Organism: Camelina sativa (false flax)
Lineage: Eukaryota; Viridiplantae; Streptophyta; Magnoliopsida; Brassicales; Brassicaceae
Product: protein SCAR2
Biological process (GO): positive regulation of Arp2/3 complex-mediated actin nucleation; actin cytoskeleton organization
Cellular component (GO): cytoskeleton
Molecular function (GO): actin binding; protein kinase A regulatory subunit binding; Arp2/3 complex binding
Source: RefSeq, a predicted model, not a curated record